Oldenlandia corymbosa var. corymbosa is the source of this 2129-nucleotide messenger RNA. NCBI's taxonomy places the organism in Eukaryota, Viridiplantae, Streptophyta, Magnoliopsida, Gentianales, Rubiaceae. The record is from the annotation of a GenBank genome assembly.
GGGGGUGUUUGAAUGAAAGCUUGAUGGUUAAAGUAAAAAGUAAGGUUUUGAAGUCCUAGCAGAAUAAUAUCUAGAGUUUCACAAUUUAGUUGUCCUGCACAGGUUCUGUUGACUCUUGAAUCUUCUCAGGUUUGCAGGAGCUAGUUAUAUGCCAUUGGAAUUUUCUUAGUGCAUCUACCAUGUUGCGUACCAAUUAAAAUAUGAGUUAAUAAGUGAAGAUGUUACACACCAGUGGUGGCUCAAAUGUAAAUGCUCUCAUCUGCUAGCUCUCGUGACUAUACUUUCUUCUUUUAGUUAUAAUUGUUAACAUUUACUUCUUUUCUUCUCCUGGGAUCUUUAGAAUUGCAAGUUUGAUGAAACAAUUGUGUCAUUGGAGGAAGUGAAAUAAAUGCUUCACUUUCGGUGGCCAUAUUGUUUAAAUUUAUCAGGUGCCUGGAAUCUGAAUACCCUGUGUAAUUUCGAGUUUGGCUUUCCUACUUUUCUAAGUCAUUUUGAAUGCUAAAUAUGUUUGUUCAAGGCAUUAAAUGGGAUGGGGUACUUGCCAUUGUUUUCACUUUUGUGCCUUUCUUGCCCUUUUCUAUUGCUACUGUGUCAGUUACAUUUGAUUAUUCAGGAUUGUUUGUAUUACUAAGGUGUUUAGAUGGAAUGUUCUGAUGGAAAGUAAUUAUUGCAGAUUGGAUUCCUGUACUUGAGAUAUGUUGCAGAUCCAAAGACUUUGUGGAGCUGGUAUGAACCAUAUAUCAAGGAUGAUGAGGUAUGCGUCAGGAAUUUGCUCCGGGAUCCAAUGGUAGGACGACCACCAUGGGUGUCUAUAUCAGGGACUUGCUUCUUGGACAGUACUACUUCGAUACGCUCUUUCCACGCAUCCCUGUUCCUGUCAUGCGUGCUGUUGUGUCCAAUCUUGAAAGACUGAAGCUUCCUACUAAACAUUGUGGUACAACCGGUGAAUCGACACGUGGAAACGAUGAAACUGCUCGUCGGCCACCAUCUGUAAAGGCUGCCCUUUCAGUCUCCUUUGGUCAGCGUGCUCCACAUCGUGCAUCAACUAGAGAUUCAUCUCCUGUCCGACGCACCUUUCCUCUGCCUUCCAGUGAGAGAGAUAACAUUGAUGAUUCAAGGCGCUCUCCUAGCAAUCGCCGAAGCCAGAGCCGUGAGUUGUCUGACCGAGAAAGAGGGCAUAGUCGGGAUAGGGAGAGAGAUAGAGAUGGAGACAGAGAUGGGGACCGGGAUCGGUAUAGGGAUCGAGGGAGAGACAGAGACAGAGAUAGAGGUAAAGAACGAAGGUAUGAUUAUGAGCAACACUCCAGGGACAGCAGAAGGGAUUAUGAGAGGAGGAGUUAUGAUGGUAGUCGAGAUCACAGGGAAAGUCGUUCCAGAAGGAGUCGAAGCAGGAGCAGAAGCAGAAGUAGGAGCCAAAGCAUGUACGAUCGCGGUAUGCCCAGUGAUAACCGUGAUAACCGCACUCCACCUCAAGAUGGAAAUGUGGAUAGAACGUCUGCAUCUAGUAAUCUUGCCAAACUCAAAGACCUGUACGGUGACUUGAACAAUCAGAAGGAGGAGACAGGCAAGAGUAGGGGUCCUAGGGAUAGUGGCACUGAGGAGGUUAUCAGGCUAGGUGGUUCUUCUUGGAGGUAGUAAGGGAUCCAUAUAUCCAUGCACUUGCCGUUAUGGCUGGUUCUUAGCUUUGUGGUCAUCUGACAUUAUUAUAUUGCCUUCUUUUCUUUGGCUGGAGAAACAUUUUUCUUGUUGAACUUAAAGUUGUCUCUCUCAUCUUUCAACAUUGUAUUGAAACUUAUCAACUAAUUUGAAAGAUACAUUCUUCAACGAGUUGCAAUCAAAUUAUGCCGUGAUCUGUACUUUGUAGUACAGAAUGUUUAGCUGGACUACUUUACAUAUAUAAUCAUUAUGUGUUUCGAUUUAGCUGUUAAUGGUCAAUUCUUCAGAAAGAUUCCCAUUUGCCCUGCUUGUAUUCUUAAUGAUCAUGUUUAGAAGCUGGAAAAGCAGCCAAGUCACCGCGAUUCACCUUUUGCACUGCCCUUUUCUGUAUUGAUCAGGGAUUUCUGUUGUAUUUUCUUUGUAGAUAGAAGAAAGUUUUCUUUGAUUGCUUGAGGAGCUUCUGAAUGAAAAAG